CAUGUUGGGAAAAUCAUUGGUUCGCCGGAGCCGGCAUGGCGAGCGGGGCGAUGAUGGGAGAUGCUCAAAGGCCAGCGAGGGAACAGCCAGCCGGAGGAGAGGAAAGGAUUCAGCUGAAUAGGGGGUAGACGAGAAGGCGGUUGCCCAGGAAAGUGGAGGGGAGGGGGCGGAAUUAAGGGAGGAACAGGAGAAGACAGAAAUCGCCCAGCUAAGAGGGAGAGACAAAAAGAGAGGAUGGGAAGAGGAGGAGGAGAAAGAGGGGGGAAGGAUGCUGUUGCUGACCCGGCAAGAACGAGCUGGUAAAGGGGGUGGUGGUGGAAGGGCAUAGGUUUGGAGCAUGACCCCGCCCCAGAAGUGGGUCAGGAUGCUCUUGACUGGGGCUUCCCCCCAGGGCAGCAAGAAUUGGCAGCCUGACCCAUCCCGGGGAUUUCAAUGAGGUUUGCUGGUGAAAGAGCUAACAAGUUAGCACCCUCCCAGGAUGGCCGAGGCUCACCAGGCUGUGGCAUUCCAGUUCACUGUUUCUCCAGAAGGCAUUGACUUUCAACUAAGCCAUGCGGCUCUCAAAGAGAUCUACCUCUCAGGCCUGAGAUCCUGGAAGAAGAAAUUCAACCAACUGCGGAAUGGUUUUGUGACAGGUGUGUACCCUGCCAGUCCCUCCAGCUGGCUGUUCAUGGUGACCGCCAUCCUUGUUACUCAAUAUUCUCGUCUUGACCCUUCCAUGGGCAUGAUUGAAAAGAUCAAAGAACAUCUGCCUGUCAGUGAUUACCUGUCUGACGAGGGCAUGGAUGUCUUGAGUGCUACAGCCUUUUCUACAGGGCUGUGGCUGGCCCUCAUCAUGACCAUGCGUAGCAUUCUCAAGAUGCUGCUGUGUUACCAUGGUUGGAUGUACGAGGAGCAUGGCAAGAUGUCCAACACCACUAAAAUCUGGCUGGCGUUGGUGAAGAUUUUUGCUGGGCGGAAGCCCAUGCUGUACAGCUACCAAGCGUCAUUGCCUCGGUUGCCUGUUCCUGCCCUCAAGGACACUGUGCAAAGGUAUCUAGAGUCCAUACGGCCCCUUACGACAGAUGAAGAGUUCCAGCGGAUGACAGGUCUUGCUCGAGACUUUGAACAGACCCUCGGACCGCGCUUGCAGUGGUACCUCAAGCUUAAAUCCUGGUGGGCACCCAACUAUGUGAGUGAUUGGUGGGAAGAGUAUGUGUAUCUCCGGGGUCGAGGCCCACUGAUGGUAAACAGCAACUAUUACAUCAUGGAUUUUCUAUACGUAACCCCUACCCCAAUCCAAGCCGCUCGGGCUGGGAAUCUUGUCUAUGCAAUGAUGCUAUACCGCCGCAAACUCACCCAGGAGGAGAUCAAACCGAUGAUGAUCCAUGGCUGCCUGCCCAUGUGCUCAGCUCAGUAUGAACGCAUGUUUAAUACAACCCGUGUCCCAGGCUUGGAGGGAGACACCAUAAAGCAUCUGCGAGACAGCAAGCACAUUGCCGUUUACCACUCUGGGCGCUUCUUUCGAGUCUCUCUGUACUACAAUGGAAAGCUGCUGCGCCCACGAGAACUUCAGGCCCAGUUCCAGUCUAUCUUAGGAGACCCCACACCCCCUUCGCCUGGGGAGGAGAAACUGCCUGCCCUGACCGCAGCUGACAGAGACCCCUGGGCCCGGGCCCGCAACACGUACUUCCAGACAGGGAUGAAUGAACAAUCGCUGAGUCUAAUAGACAAUGCUGCCUUCUUUGUCAGCCUGGACACCAGCGAGCAAGGGCUGAGGGAGCCCAAUCCAGGUCACUCGCUAGACGCCUAUGCCAAGUCCCUUUUGCAUGGACGCUGUUGUGACAGGUGGUUUGACAAAUCUUUCACUCUGGUUGUUUAUCGCAAUGGGAAGUCUGGAAUCAACGCAGAACAUUCAUGGGCUGAUGCACCAAUAGUGGGACAUCUCUGGGAGUACACCAUUGCCACAGAUGCUUUCCUACUGGGUUAUGAUGCUAAUGGGAACUGUAAAGGUGAUGCAGACCCGAACAUUCCUCCACCCCAGAAACUGGAGUGGGAGAUUCCACAAGAGUGUGAGCAAGUGAUCCUGCAGUCAUUCAUAGUGGCUCAGGCUUUGGCCAGAGAUGUGGAGUUCCACAUAUUCACCUUCAAGGACUUUGGCAAAGGUCUCAUCAAGAAAUGCCGCACCAGUCCAGACAGCUUCAUCCAGCUCGCCCUCCAACUGGCACAUUUCCGGGACAAGGGCAAGUUCUGUCUCACCUAUGAGGCAUCCAUGACCCGUCUGUUUCGGGAAGGUCGUACAGAAACGGUCCGAUCCUGCAGCAUCGAGUCCUGCAACUUUGUCAAGGCCAUGAUGGAUCCCACCCAGGAUGACAAUGUAAGGUUACGUCUGUUCCGUGUGGCAGCCGAGAAACACCAGAAUCUUUACCGGCAAGCCAUGACAGGUGCUGGGAUUGACCGACAUCUCUUCUGCCUCUAUGUCGUCUCCAAAUAUCUUGGCCUCGACUCCCCCUUCUUGCGUGAAGUGCUAUCUGAGCCGUGGCGCCUCUCCACGAGUCAGACUCCUGUUCAGCAGCUGGAACUGUUUGACCUCGAGAACCAUCCAGACUACAUUUCUUGUGGGGGCGGAUUUGGGCCGGUCGACGAUGACGGGUAUGGUGUAUCAUACAUAAUUCUUGGUGAAGAUCUAAUCAAUUUCCAUGUGUCAUGCAAAGUCUCCAGCCAAGAGACGGAUGCACACCGUUUUGGAUUAAACAUCCGGAAAGCCAUGGCGGACAUCUUGGCCCUGUUCCAACUAAACAAAAGAAUCCCUGCCAGUGGUGGCCAGUGACUGAAUAAAUGCCAGCAGGAUUGUAGAGCCAGCCACCAAGAUGCACCUUGAGUGUGUUUCUCUCUUCUCUGAUCUCCAGGGACAUCUGGAAAGAACGGGUGGGGAGGGGAUGCGUAGGGUUUGGCACCUGAGGAUUCCUACAAGCACAAUGGAUGGGCAAGAUAGUCUUGGAUUUGGGAGAGGGGUUUGGAUACGACAGCCCUGUAGGUGAACCACCUCCCUCCCUGAUGUCUCUGUUUAUUGAGGGUAGUAGAGACCUAAUGGGGUGGAAGUGAAAUCUAGAUCUCUUGGGUUUCUUUGGGCAUGUGUGUGGAUGGAGAGUUCUGACUAGCUUAGAAUGGAAGAGUUGGGACUUGGGAAAACUGGGCUUUUUCUAGACUACCGUCAUGGGAUGUUCAGGAUAACUUGAAGUGGUGUUUUUUCAUCCUUUGGUUUCCCCACUGCUCCCAAUCUCUGCCUGCCCUCCAGCCUCUUCAGUACACAGCAGCUGGCUGCGUUUCUUUUCUUGUGCUUCACGUUUGAUGGAUUCUGUCCAUGUGGCUUCUGCUGCUGGUCUUGCUUUGUUCCCAUGAGAUGCUGCAGAUGAGAGCAGGGUAGUGUUUUAAAGAGAACCUUGUUCCUUAUUCCCCACCCCUCUAAAUAGCUGAGAGAAUAGGAGUCUUCACAAAUUUUAUUGCAAGAGAAUGUGAAUUUUGAUUUACGGCAGGGUUUUAUAGCGCAAAGAACUGGUUAAUCUUUCUCUGUCUUGGUUUGUUAGGUCAGAGACCUGAAUAAAACCACAGGGUGGGCAGUUUUUAAAAAAAACCCAAGCAUGCGUGGCCUUUGUUAGUGACUGGCAGAGGAAGCAUUGUAUGGUGAAACUUGCUUGAGCUUGUGGACCACAGAGGUAGGGGUGAUGUCAGACGGCUGCUUCAGCUCUAGAAAUGCAUGACGAUAACCUGUUAGGAUCUUGCUUCUGGAAGGGUGAGACGGAAUGUGCAAACCUAUGCCUCUCCUCAAUACUGAGAAAGACGAACACCACUUGUGUUCCAUUUCUGCAGUUUAGAAAUACAGUAAGCUUAAUUUAAAUCAAAUGCUAUUUUUUUGAUGUGAGGCCUGAACUUUGGAAUAUGUUAUUGCUAUAUUGCACAGAAGAUUCUGUUGAAGGAGUCCUACGUUAUUAUGGCAGGAUCCCUCCCCCCACUCCCCCAAGGUGUUGGGCAUCUAGGGAUUUUGUGUGCUCAAAUACCCAGAUUUAGAUUGGUAUCUCUCUCAAAAGAAGAUCCACCGCUUCCUGGUCUGCUGAAAGCAGAAAUGCUCAACAAGGUUCAGGUAAAUCUUUCAGUCUCUGAUACUCACAGUGAAGCUGAGCUCCAUACAAAAGAGUAUUAAUCCAAACCACAACCUCUGUUCCAAACACUGUGAUGGAGCAGUACUCCCUGUGGACCAAACGACACAUUGUGUAAAAUGUGUAGUGUUAUUCCAGUGUGAGAAGUGGUAGAUCUGACAGUUAUGCAAAAUCCUUCCCUCCACUAUUUUUCCACCAGUGGGCUCCUCAAAAAGGCAGACUGAAAAUUCAUAUGAUCUACAUCUGAAAUCAUGCAGAUGGCAAGCACCAGUGGGGGGAAGGGGGAGACACUUGAAUUUGGAGCCAAGAAGCAGUAGCUAGAAAAUGAGUGUCCGAAGUGUAGCUUUCUAGCUUUCGUUGGACUGCAAAUCCCAUCAUCCAUAAACAGCAUAGCCAAUAAUGGUAAGGACUGCAGUCCAAAAAUAGGCAUCUAAAAGACUGCACUUUGUCCAUCUUAACAGCUAGAGGAAUGACUCCAAACCUUGGGCCUCCAGAUGUGGAACUCCUUGCCACAGGAUGUGGUAAUGGCAUCUGGCCUAGAUGCCUUCAAAAGGGAAUUGGACAAAUUUCUGGAGGAAAAGUCCAUCACAGGUUACAAACCAUGAUGGGGAUUUAUAAUCUCCAGUUUUAAAAGGCAGGUAUUUCAAAACACCAGAUGCAGCGGAGGGGUAUCAGGAGACAGGUAUCCGGUUGUCUCGUGCGCUCCCAGAGGCAUCUGGUGG
Molecule: messenger RNA, 4858 nt
Organism: Pogona vitticeps (central bearded dragon)
Lineage: Eukaryota; Metazoa; Chordata; Lepidosauria; Squamata; Agamidae
Gene: CPT1C
Product: carnitine palmitoyltransferase 1C
Biological process (GO): carnitine metabolic process; fatty acid metabolic process
Cellular component (GO): mitochondrion
Molecular function (GO): carnitine O-palmitoyltransferase activity
Source: RefSeq, a predicted model, not a curated record